Molecule: messenger RNA, 784 nt
Organism: Chelonus insularis
Lineage: Eukaryota; Metazoa; Arthropoda; Insecta; Hymenoptera; Braconidae
Product: HIG1 domain family member 1A, mitochondrial-like
Exons: 3
Coding region: 211-513 (100 amino acids)
Biological process (GO): mitochondrial respirasome assembly
Cellular component (GO): mitochondrion
Source: RefSeq, a predicted model, not a curated record
UAAACUUCUAUUUACGUCUCUCUUCUCUGGUGUAGAGCAACUGUAUUUGUUCGUGUUUAACCUUACUGGGCCUCUUCAUCUGGUUUAGUAAUAACGUGAAAAGUUUCAUUUUUAAAAACAAUUAAAUUAAUUACUGCUCGAAAUAUUUCAGUGAGCAUUUAAGAAAGAAUUUUAUUUUAGAUAUCAUUUUGUUAUCUUAAAGUGUUAAAAAUGGCCAGCGACGAAGCAUUAUUUGAUAUCCCUGAUGAACCCAGUCGAAUUGAGCGAAUUAUCAGAGGUGUAAAGAAAAAUCCUACUGUUGCCUUGGGAUAUGGAGGAUGCUUAGCAGUAGCUGCAUAUGGUAUUUAUAAUUUUAAAAAUCGCAAAGAUGGAAUAAGGCCCUCACUUUAUUUUAUCCAACUUCGAGUUGUUGCUCAGACUGUUGCUAUUGGAACUAUCACGUUAGGAGCAACAUGGAACAUGAUAAACCAUUUUGUAUUGAAUCCAAAGAAGAAGCCUGAAGUUAAACAUUAAUAAAUAAAAGAUUCAUAUUAAAUGGACUUUUAAAAGAACUUUAUUUGUAAUUAGAUCAAUUUAUUAUCUAUGUAAUGAGUUAGAUAUUAUAUGGUACAAUUAAUUUAUUUCUUGUAAUUUAAAAUGAUAUUAAUACAAAAUUUCUAUAGUUAAAACUACCUCAGUCAGUAUACUCAAGUAUGCUUAAUAAUUGUAACAUACAUAGAAUGUAAAAAAAUAUAUUUCAGAUGGGUUGUAAUGACCUUGAAUAAAUGAUAUUUUUUGUAAAUAA